AUGGAUUCCGCGGAGACGCACCGGCUGCGGCCGUAUCACCAGCCGCGCGAUGAGCUGUCCUUUGUCGCGACUGCACCUAUGCUGAAUGCGACGCGCGCGCCGGGCAGCGAGGCGGCAUCGGCGUCCGUGCGUGGCGUCGACAGUGCGCCGUCGAUGGCGCUGCCCCAUGCGGCGAAGAACCGCUACCUCUCGAGUGACCCUGAUAUGGCGUCGUUUGGCGGUUCCGAGCGCCUGUCCGCCGGUGUUGUGGUCAAAGGCCUCGCUGUGAGUGCCGCGCUGCAGUUUACGAGCACCUGCCUCGCGAUGCCGUUCGAGGUCGGGAAACUGCUUCUCCAGGUGCAAUGGGUGCCGAAGGAGCAGGUCUGGGAGAAGAUGCACGCCUCAGGCAAAGGCGCCGCCCCCCGCCCCCCCCCAAUUGAGAUGGAAGAGGACCCCUGGUCGGACGAGCGGGGAUGGGACGAGGCGGAUGCUGAGGCGGACGACGACGCGGAUCCGGAUACCUACUUCCGCGACAUGUCUGCCCCCGCGUCGGACAAGAAGCAGACGAGCUCGCGUCGGACUGACGACCAGGGCUACGUGAUGCGCAGCGGCGUCGACGAUGGCGACGCCCGCCCUGAAUACGUCAUGCCGCUCGUCGUGAAAGGCGGCGUGUGGGAGAUGAUCAAGACGCUUGCGCGCAGCAGGGAGGGCUGGAUGGCGCUGUGGAAAGGCACGCUCACCACCUUUUUGCUCGACGUGUCGACCAACACGAUCCAGCCACUGAUCUCGGGCUUCUUUUCGCUGUUUGCGCCGACGGCGAUGAACCCGAUGCCGAUCGCCUUCUCGCCCAAGCCUGUGACGACGCUGACGAUGCUCAUGGUCUCGCACCUGGUGACCGGUGUGCUGCUCUCGCCGCUCGACCUGGUGCGCACGCGCCUCGUCGCGCAGUCGACGCUCCCGAUGCACCGCAAGUACCCCGGCCCUCUGACCGCCUUGCGCACGAUCCUCCGCGAAGAGGGGGGAUGGCGCACGACCUACUUCCACCCCACGCUGCUCGUUCCCACUGUGCUGGACUAUCUGCUGCGCCCCCUGUUGACGCUCGGCUCGCCCCUGCUUAUUGAGAACGUGCUGCACCUCGACCCCAGCUCUGUGCCGGUGUCGUACGCGCUCGCCGAGCUCGUCCUGUCGACGCUCUCGCUGUGCAUCACGCUCCCGGUCGAGACGGUGCGCCGCCGCCUGCAGCUGCAGUACCACGAGCCACUGCGCCCCGCGCGUGUCGGCGGCCUGCCCCCGGUGCGCCACGCGAACACCGCGCGCUGCGGCCUGCGGACGUGCGUCGAGACGCGCCCUGCGCCGUAUUCCGGCGUGUUUGACGCGGUGUACCGCAUCAUUACCGAAGAGACGUCGAUCGUGUCGUACGUGCGGCACCGCAGCGACGUGCCCAAGACGUUGGUCGAGCGCGUCUACAGCUCGCUCGGCGGCCUGCGCAACCUCUUCCGCGGUUUCGGUAUGGGCUUUACGGCGAACCUCUUGGUCUUUGUGCUGACACUCGUCACCGGCGAGCGCCAGUCGGGGACGGGAUGGACCGAGAUGUAG
Molecule: messenger RNA, 1575 nt
Organism: Malassezia japonica
Lineage: Eukaryota; Fungi; Basidiomycota; Malasseziomycetes; Malasseziales; Malasseziaceae
Exons: 1
Coding region: 1-1575 (524 amino acids)
Biological process (GO): mitochondrial coenzyme A transmembrane transport; mitochondrial fusion
Cellular component (GO): mitochondrial inner membrane
Molecular function (GO): coenzyme A transmembrane transporter activity
Source: RefSeq, a predicted model, not a curated record